Messenger RNA from Aplosporella prunicola CBS 121167, 1233 nucleotides. RefSeq lists its product as uncharacterized. The transcript has a single exon. NCBI's taxonomy places the organism in Eukaryota, Fungi, Ascomycota, Dothideomycetes, Botryosphaeriales, Aplosporellaceae. The record is from RefSeq and is a predicted model, not a curated record. The coding region runs from base 335 to 1030 and encodes 231 amino acids.
ACUUGGACUUUUCUACGAACAAAAACCCCGACUACCAAAUCUUAGUCAUCACAACCCGGUGAGGUGGCCGAGUGGUUAUGGCGCUAGUUUCAGGACAUCUGAAAAGAGUUCCGAAAAGGAGUUACUAGUGAGGAAACUCUCGUGGGGUAUUUUCACCUUUAUCCCCCUCUAUUAUACCUCUUAUACUAAUCCGGAAAAAAGUUCGAGUCCCACCCUCAUCAUCAUCUUUUGUUUUGGCGUGGGAUGGAGUGCUUUUUGGCGUUGUGAGAGUGGUAGUGUAGGCUAAGCAAGAUUGAACGUGUCCAGACAUAGAAAUAAGCGGUGCCGUAGAGCCAUGGAUAGCGGUGAUGACAACACUCCAUUCGAGUCACAUCCUAACCAUCAUCAUCUCUUUGUUUUGGCAUGGGAUGGACUGCUCUUUGGUGCUAUGAAAGUGGUGGGUGGUGUGGGCCGAGAAAGAUUGGAAGGUGCCCGGCGUGCCCGGAUAGCAGUGCCUCGGGACCCUCGGACCGUGGAUGGCGGUGAUAACAGCACCCAAGUCGAGCCCCACCUUUGUCAACAUCUUUCUUUUUGCUCGACUUUGACUUGUCUUUGCAAGUCACCGGUGUGGGGUUGGCUGAUAGAAAGACAGGAAGACAUUUUGGACCGAGGCACCGCUUCUUCAUGCGCCGUACGGACCCGUACAGAUUACCUUCGUAGAAGCUACAGAGGACUUGCCCUGCACGAGCUGUCAACACUUCUUUUGCCACAGCCUGACCACGAAGCCACGGCCUUGCCUGCUUGUUGCAAGCAACAUCCUGGAAUCCAUGUUCCGACGGCGACUUCUACCACGUACAGAACCUUCCUACGGGAAAAUGGGUACACAGCAGAUGGCAGUCGAACACCUGUUGAAGAUUUUUCAGGAGCCUGGCUCACUCCACCAGCCUUUUGCCCGGUCGAUAUGGCUGGUCAAUGCUUGAUUGACGUAGAGCGACCUGGGGUUUUGUGGCGCUACGGACCGUCCCUCAAAAAUGUCCUCAUCACCCCAUGACGGCGCAAUAUGGGGAGGUGGAAAGGUGACGUUGACACGAUAGUGAUGCGCUGGAUAGGCACGGUGGAGAUGGCGUGCGGGUCGCGGUUCUGGCCUCGCUUCAAUCCCACCUCAACCGGAUCAUCUCCCCGACUCUGAACAUUUUGACGACUACCCCGUACGGAGGAUUCUUCGCUUUACCCACAGCACCCCUGUGGAUUGGA